GUGAAGAUCACUGUGAAACCACAUGACCAACCCAGAGUGGGCUGGCCCCUUCACUCACUGAGUAUCUCUUGAGGCUUGUUUGCACUGAGGCCUCUGCCUUAUGCUUCUUCAAGCCUUUAAGGCACACGGAGAGCCACACCUUCCUCUGACACCUGCAAAUAUGGAGUAAACUUAAAAAAGACACCAUCAUCAAGCAGGUGAAGAAACAGCUGCUCACUAUGGAGCCAAAAGACAUAUCAAAACCCCGACUGAGUCUGGACUCCGGCUCUGGUCUACAGUACGGCUCCUCUGUGAACAGCCUUCCGUCACUUACACCAAUGGCAGAGAAAGAAGAAGAGCCAGUCAUUUCACCGAGACGCUCCUACAUAGCUGUAGCUGUGCUCUGUUACCUCAACUUGCUUAACUACACAGAACGGUUCACAAUAGCAGGUAUCCUUCCCAACAUUCAAAGAUUCUUUGAUAUAAAUGACAGUGCGGCUGCACUUAUACAAACAGUUUUCAUCUGCAGUUUCUUGCUUUUGGCUCCUCUCUUCGGUUUCCUUGGGGACCGCUACAACCGGAAAUAUGUCAUGAUUGCUGGUUUGAGCGUGUGGCUUGUGACUGCAGCUGGCAGCUCUUUUGUCACUAAGUCGCACUUCUGGCUUCUGAUGCUGUUGCGAGCCAUUGUCGGGGUAGGAGAGGCCAGCUUCUCAACCAUUGCUCCCACCAUCAUCAGUGAUCUCUUUGUUGGGACUAAACGGAGCACCAUGAUCUGUUUGUUCUACAUCUUUGUCCCAGUUGGAUGUGGUUUUGGAUUUAUAAUAGGAGCAGGGGUGACUGCCGCCACAGGAGAUUGGCGUUGGGCUCUCAGGAUCACUCCCAUCUUGGGUGUAGUGGGACUUGUCCUGCUGGUCUUCUUAUGCCCCAACCCACCCAGAGGUGCUGCAGAAACCCAUGGAAAGGGAGUCACAGGGGAGAGCUCUUACCUGGAGGACAUCAAAUAUCUUCUGAAAAAUAAAAGUUAUGUGUGGUUAUCCUUGGGAAUGACGGCGACAACCUUCGUCACCGGAGCCCUGGCUUUCUGGAUGCCUACUUUUCUAUCCAGAGCUCGGGUCAGUCAGGGACUCCAACUGCCAUGUGUCAAAGAGCCCUGCAACCCGACGGACAGUUAUAUUGUUGGCGCUGUGACGGUGGUGACGGGCAUUCUGGGAGGGUUUCUUGGCAGUGGCUUAUCUAGAUGGUUAAGGGACAAAGUCCCAAAGGCGGACCCACUCAUCUGCACAGUAGGCCUGCUGGGAUCUGUUCCCUGCCUCAUCAUCACCAUCUUUGUUGCAUCAGCAAGCAUUCCUGCCACUUAUGUUUUCAUUUUCUUCGGUCAAUUAUUGAUAUCACUGAACUGGGCUGUAAUGGCUGAUAUACUGCUGUAUGUUGUCAUUCCAACAAGAAGAUCCACAGCUGAGGCUCUCCAGACAACAGUCAUGCAUCUCUUGGGUGACGCUGGCAGUCCUUUCCUCCUAGGAGCGAUUUCUGAUGCUAUACGCAAAUCUAAACCUGCUACUCCUGACUGGAGGUUCCGCAGUCUGCAGUACAGCUUCCUGGUCUGCCCAGUUGUUGGGCUCCUGGGUGGACUAUUUUUCCUCAUGACAUCCUUCCACAUUACUGAAGACAGAAAGGCAGCUGAGCUUUAUGUUAAAGGAGAUCCUCCACCACAGCAGGGUCCUGCAUCUGAGCCCCCAGUGGAACUGAGCAAUGUGGGAAUUGAGUAA
This is a messenger RNA of Plectropomus leopardus (leopard coralgrouper), 1745 nucleotides long. Its product is annotated as protein spinster homolog 3-like. The record is from RefSeq and is a predicted model, not a curated record. Gene Ontology annotation, molecular function: transmembrane transporter activity. Gene Ontology annotation, cellular component: membrane. Gene Ontology annotation, biological process: transmembrane transport. Lineage: Eukaryota; Metazoa; Chordata; Actinopteri; Perciformes; Serranidae.